AUGAAGCGGCAGAACGUGCGGACUCUCUCCCUGAUCCUCUGCAUGUUCACCUACCUGCUGGUGGGCGCCGCCGUCUUCGACGCGCUGGAGUCCGACUUUGAGACCUCCCGCAAGCGGCUGCUCAACUCCAAACGGAUGGAACUGAAGAACAAGUACGGCAUGAGCGACGAAGACUACAAGGAGCUCGAGUGGGUGGUUCUACAAGCCGAGCCGCACCGCUCUGGGCACCAAUGGAAAUUCGCCGGCUCCUUUUACUUUGCCAUCACCGUGAUCACGACCAUAGGUUAUGGCCAUGCAGCUCCAGGCACCAAUGCUGGCAAAGCCUUCUGUAUGUUUUAUGCAGUUUUGGGCAUUCCACUGACCCUGGUGAUGUUCCAGAGUCUAGGCGAGCGCAUGAACACCUUUGUCAGGUACCUGCUGAAAAGGAUAAAGAAAUGCCUUGGAAUGAAGAAGACUGAGGUCUCCAUGGAGAACAUGGUAACAGUUGGUUUCUUUUCCUGCCUGGGAACCCUCUGCAUUGGAGCAGCAGCAUUCGCACACUUUGAGGAUUGGACCUUCUUCCAUGCGUAUUAUUACUGCUUUAUCACUCUUACCACCAUUGGAUUUGGGGAUUUUGUGGCUCUGCAGAACAAUGAAGCGUUGCAGAAGAGGCCUCCAUACGUGGCAUUCAGUUUUAUGUACAUUCUCGUUGGACUGACUGUGAUUGGAGCCUUCCUCAACCUAGUGGUCUUGAGGUUCCUCACCAUGAAUUCAGAAGACGAGAAGAGAGAUGCAGAGGAACGUGCCGGGAAUAGGGAUGCGGCUAUGGUGGAGAUCAGGCGUGAGAGUUUGCCAGACCCUGUCUCUGACGUCGGAUCUCUUUGCUCCUGUAUGUGCUACAGAUCUCAGGAUUUUGAAAGCCGCAAUGGAUUGCACCCUUGCUCCUUUAGAGCCCACACCAACCCGGUUUACUUCAACUCCAUCUCCUUCAAGGUGGAAGAGAUGUCAUUGAGUGCACAAGAGAACUUUGCCUUCUCCUCCCCUGGAAGCACCACUUCCCUUGGAUACCCAAGCUUCAGCCAGCGCCUCCGAACCCGGCGGAGGUCAGUGUGA
Messenger RNA from Rhincodon typus (whale shark), 1092 nucleotides. Its product is annotated as potassium channel subfamily K member 9-like. The transcript is spliced from 3 exons. Gene Ontology annotation, cellular component: membrane. Bases 1 to 1092 code for a protein of 363 amino acids. NCBI's taxonomy places the organism in Eukaryota, Metazoa, Chordata, Chondrichthyes, Orectolobiformes, Rhincodontidae. Gene Ontology annotation, biological process: stabilization of membrane potential; potassium ion transmembrane transport. Gene Ontology annotation, molecular function: potassium ion leak channel activity. The record is from RefSeq and is a predicted model, not a curated record.